Molecule: messenger RNA, 779 nt
Organism: Lasiosphaeria miniovina
Lineage: Eukaryota; Fungi; Ascomycota; Sordariomycetes; Sordariales; Lasiosphaeriaceae
Exons: 3
Coding region: 180-755 (191 amino acids)
Source: RefSeq, a predicted model, not a curated record
CCCGUCUGUUUGAAUCGGGACAACUUGCCUCAGUUCCAUACGGCCGUCGAACUCGCAGCACUAUCAGACGCGAUCGAGACGGCUUGCAAGCUCACCAACGCUUUAGGCGUCAAGUUCCUAUGGGUUGAUGCUUUGUGCAUCGUCCAAGGGGCGGUGACUGGAACGAGCAGGCGCCCAACAUGUCAACCAUCUACCGAAACGUGUCAACCAUCUACCGGAACGCGCUCCUGACCAUCGCCGUCGUCGACAACGUGUCGGCCGACGAGGUGCUACAGCAACCUUUGAUCCCUGUCAACCUCGAUCUGCGCGAGCAGGAGAACCGCACAUACCUCUGCGCUAGCCGCAAGAGCGACUAUCGCGCGCAGGGCGACCUGGACACGCGCGGCUGGACGCUGCAGGAGCGCAGCCUAUGUCGGCGCGUCCCGGGCGAUUGGACGCAGGACGAGGACGAGGACGAGGACGAGGACGAGGGCGAGGGGUGGGACUGGGUGGACGAUUUUGCCGCCACAAAAUGUCUACUGAUGUUCCAGUCUGAGCGGCCGACCGGGUCCGGGACGCAGUAUUGCAUGGUACUCAGACCGACGGGCCGGGGAGCGAACGAGUACGUCCGCUUGGGCCUGUGCGAGUUCAAGUGGAAGUCGGGCGCGUCGUUAGAGCCACUGCAUGUCUGCUUGGAGAGCAAAGAGACGUGCCCAGAUCUAACUGCACAUCGGGGCGACUGCAUGGGGGACUACGAGACGGUUUUGAUCGUGUGACCCAUCAUUUUGGCACCAGAUACU